Molecule: messenger RNA, 1683 nt
Organism: Microdochium trichocladiopsis
Lineage: Eukaryota; Fungi; Ascomycota; Sordariomycetes; Xylariales; Microdochiaceae
Product: pyridoxal-phosphate dependent enzyme-domain-containing protein
Exons: 3
Coding region: 245-1483 (412 amino acids)
Biological process (GO): pyruvate biosynthetic process; L-serine metabolic process; D-serine biosynthetic process
Molecular function (GO): pyridoxal phosphate binding; threonine racemase activity; serine racemase activity
Source: RefSeq, a predicted model, not a curated record
CGGAUCUCGGCCCCGGCCUGGUUGCGCGGUCUGGUAGUAUAUAUAUAACUCGUCUCCUGCCCGCCUCGUUUGCACUGAAACGCACCGCGAGUGAAGACAUCCCCGUUGCAGUGAACAUACGGCCCCCCACAAGCUACAAGUGACAUCUCGCAUUCUACUUGUGGCCGAGGACUCUUCCACGACUUGAACACCAUACAUAGGCCAGGAAGAGAAACAGAGACAAGAGAGGAGACACACCACAGCCAUGGCAGACCCGUCGACCUCACCAUCCCUCAGCCGCGCCGGCGUCCAGGCCGCCCGCGAGCGCAUCCGGCCCUACGUCCACCACACGCCCACACUGACCAACGCAACCCUCACGGCACUGGCGUCGUCGCCCACGCCUCCCGCCAGCAGCGACGCGCAGAGCAAGACCGCCGAGACGGUCAGCUCGGCCGAGACCGAGGCCAGGGCGGAGGUCGGGCGGACCAACGGCGGAGCUGCCAAUGCACCAAAGGCCCCCGUCAUGAGGCUGUACUUCAAGUGCGAGAACAUGCAGCGGAUCGGGGCGUUCAAGGCCCGCGGCGCGUUCCAUGCGCUGGGCAGGCUGAUGGAUCAGCCCGGCUGGCUGGAGGGAGGCGGCAGGGAGAAAGGCGUCGUCACGCACAGCAGUGGAAACCACGCCCAAGCCCUCUCCCUUGCGGCGAGGCAGCACGGCAUCCCCGCACACAUUGUGAUGCCCACCAUCUCGCCUCCCCCCAAGAUCGCCGCCACAAAGGGCUACGGGGCCAACGUCGUCUUCAGCGGCUCCACGAGCACGGAGCGCGAGGCCGAGACCGCCCGCGUCAUGAAGGAGACCGGCGCCACGCUGAUCCCCCCUUACGACCACCCGGACAUCAUCCUGGGCCAGGGCACGCUGGGCCUGGAGCUGCAGGAAGACGCCGCGGCGCUCAUUGCCGCGGAGGAGGAGGCCACCGCCGGCGAGGCUCCCGCUUUCUUCGACUACCGCGCUCCCGCAAAGGGCCUCGACGUCAUCCUCGCCCCCUGCGGCGGCGGCGGCAUGCUCUCGGGCGUGGCCCUGUCCUGCGAGGGCACCGGGAUCAAGGUCUUUGGGUGCGAGCCCUCGCACCAGGGCGCCGACGACGCAAAGAGGGGCUACGAGUCCGGCACGCGCGUCGAGGCCGUGAAGUCUCUCACCAUUGCCGACGGCCUGCGCACGCCGCUGGGAAACUAUCCCUGGCAGGUCAUCUACGAGCGCCGGCUGGUCAGCGGCUUCUUCAGCGUCGACGAGAGGCAGAUCAGGGACGCCAUGCGGCUCGUCUACGAGCGCAUGAAGAUGGUCAUCGAGCCCAGCGGGGCCGUGCCGCUCGCCGUCGCGCUGUACAACGACGAGUUUAGGAACCUGGUGGCUGCCGAGGCUGGCGAGGAGGGCUGGGAUGUCGGGAUCGUGUUUAGCGGCGGCAAUGUCGAGCUCGAGGCGCUAGGGAAGUUGUUUGCUCCUGAGUAGUCAGCAGUGGGUGGCGAUGAUAAUGAUUAUGAGUAAAUAGGGAGAGAGUAUCGGCUAGAGACGUAGACGGAGACGAAAGAUAAGACACAUCCCUUGGCCGUUUGGGAGCCUUCACUUGAUCGCAUAUACACUGGUAGCCACAUGCAAGAAAGCGGAUGGAGCGCAGUUCUAGAAACACAAAGAGGUUGUUCGGGAUGCAU